CGGCCGGGGCGCGGCUAUAAGCGGGCGGUGCGGGGGAGCCGGAGCCAAGCUCCGCUCGACGGCUCACGCCGCUGCUCCGGGAACCACCCGCGCUGCCACCUCGCGCCGCUCGCCUCCCCGCGUCCCUCCCGACUCCGGCCCGACACUCCGGGACAGCGACCCGGCACUCCGGACCCCCUCUUGCUUCCUUGGUCGAGAGGCCUUGCUGCUGCAGAAGCUCUGAGGUGCAGAGGAGGCUCCUCCCUCCGCCAUGAAGAACUUGUUCAGCCUCUAUCUCCUGGGAGUGGUGCUCACCAUCCUCUCCCUCUUCAUUAGAAUGAUGGAGUCACUAGGGGGCUUACUGGAGAGUCCAUCCCCAGGGAGCCCCUGGACCACCAGAGGGCAGCUAGCCAGCGCAGAGCCGGCCAAGGGCCUUCCAGACCACCCAUCCAGAGGGGUGCAGUAAGGCCACCUCCCCCGCACCCUGGCCUGAACGCUGGCAGCCAGAGGUGGGAUCAGCGUUAUCUCUGAACUGCGACCUGGUGCCCUUGAAGUGGGGCCGCCUCGCUGUCUGGAAAAAAAGACAACCAUGAUGUGACUGCAGCCGGGUGAGCGCUCACCCCCACUCCCGGACCAGCUGCAAGACCUGGGCAUCUUCCUGCUGGAGGUUUCCCCGAAUCCAAGGUGUGGGGUCUGCAGCAGCGGCCUGAGCUGUGAGCUCGGGGCAGUUUUCAUUCCGGCUUCUCAAACAUCUUCCAAGGAAGGGUCCCUUUGUCCCAGGUGUCUGCUGUGUUUGCUUCUCAGCCUGUCUUGUCGGGCAGGGAAUGAUGGGCAGUGUGUGGUCCUCACUGUUUUGUAUAUUGAAGUCCAUUUUUUCAACCGUGUAUGUGUUCUAGGGGUCUGCAAGCGGGCAGGGGGGCUGGCUCAGCCCGCUCAGGACAUAUAGGUCUUAUGGCCACUGUGUGGCCGCGAUGAAUUUUUUUUUCUAAUGAAAUAAAA
Sorex araneus (European shrew) is the source of this 978-nucleotide messenger RNA. RefSeq names its product hypoxia inducible lipid droplet associated (gene HILPDA). Lineage: Eukaryota; Metazoa; Chordata; Mammalia; Eulipotyphla; Soricidae. The transcript has 2 exons. The record is from RefSeq and is a predicted model, not a curated record. Gene Ontology annotation, biological process: autocrine signaling; positive regulation of lipid storage; positive regulation of cytokine production. Gene Ontology annotation, cellular component: lipid droplet. Bases 251 to 445 code for a protein of 64 amino acids.